This is a messenger RNA of Cokeromyces recurvatus, 356 nucleotides long. RefSeq lists its product as uncharacterized. The record is from RefSeq and is a predicted model, not a curated record. The transcript has a single exon. NCBI's taxonomy places the organism in Eukaryota, Fungi, Mucoromycota, Mucoromycetes, Mucorales, Mucoraceae. The coding region runs from base 136 to 324 and encodes 62 amino acids.
ACCGUCUUAUAGUUAUCUUCCCUUGGACAUCUUCCAUUAUAAUAUGUGUGUGUUGCUCAUUUUGAUAUAUAAAAAGUUAAUAGAAAUGCUGUUUAGUAACUGAAGUCCGUUGCCUGGAUUUAUGUAAGAAAUCCGAUGAUUAAAUUUUCAAAUCCACUAAUUGGGAAUACACUUUCUUUGUUGUUACGUAUAAGGCAAUGCUACUCAAGCAUUUCAAUAGUAUUCUUUGCGCAUAAAUUUUCACUCUUGAAUCAAAUAGGAUAUGGAGCGUUUGAAAGAGAUUUUAUUCAAUUUUGGAAAGUAAUUAAAUCAAGAGUUUACUGACACAACACUAGCUAAUUAUUUUUUGUAGAAUA